AGCUCGGCUGAUGCGGUGAACUUCGUUGACGUAGGUCAUGAACUUAGGUGUCUGCGAACCUUAUGCACACACAUUCUACCCAGCAUUCCACCCGAACAACAAGCCGCCCGUCUCUAUCGCUCAUCAUGGCAUCCUUCUUCAGCGCAACCAAAACGGCAAAGCCUCAGUCAUACCCGCUCGCGCGGAAUGUUACCCUCCGGACUGUCCUCACUAUCCUCCACGACCAUGCUCUUCUUGCGCGGAUCUUCUGGCCUGGCGAGCCAGCUUCUGCACUGCUACACGACGAGAACACCUCGCCGUAUCACGAGGGCGACACAUCAACAUCCCUGACUAUCGGGCCACCCUCCACGAGUUCCAAAGUCCUGUUGACUACGCUUCGUGAUGGGGCGAAGUGCACGGAGGAACUGCCCCUGGGCAUCACGAUCACUGUUACUUACACUGUCACAACUCGCGACGGUGACGAUGCGGAAGAGAAAUCCACCAACAGCACAGACGACACGCUUACCGGAAUCGCCAAAUCAGGUCUUGACCGGGUUUCCUUGCGUGAGGAGAGGACAGUAGCGGCAUUCAGGCCGGUCAUGCCGCUCGUUAAGUGCAAGGAUGAAGUCACGGUGAAGACAAGGAACCUGCUGCGCGUGAUGGAGGCAGUGGGAAAGGGCGAGGACGUUGAGGUUGCCGUGGAGGGGUUGGGUGAGGGUGGCCUUGGUGGAGCGUGUGAUGGUGCUAGUAGCGCUGAUGGUGAUGUGGGGGCGGAGAAGUGCAAAGCUGAGUGAGGUGGGGGCGGGUAGUUUAUCGGAGUUUUUGCUGUUUGGAUGGGUUAAGAUUGAGGAGCUGAAUGUUGCUGAUUCUGAGAGCUUUUCGAUGCUGGUUCAUAUCUGCGGAUGAGGCCUCCAUGUUACUAUUUGCGGUGGUGGGUUUUACUGCUUUCGCAAACAGGCGAGAAUGGAUGUGGAGAUCAUGGGGAGGGGAGCGGGGUUGGUGGGUCUACUGUCGCUUCGUAAUCACAUAUCAGUCGGUCUGGUACUGUAGUUUUGCUAUGACUUUCCCGUGAUAGCUUAGAGGCUGCUUGGGAUUCUGGUAAUUGUUGCGAGACAAGUCAUAAGGUAGAUUUCAAUUAGUGAAAGUACUGCG
Messenger RNA from Aplosporella prunicola CBS 121167, 1131 nucleotides. RefSeq lists its product as uncharacterized. The transcript is spliced from 2 exons. The record is from RefSeq and is a predicted model, not a curated record. Bases 126 to 773 code for a protein of 215 amino acids. NCBI's taxonomy places the organism in Eukaryota, Fungi, Ascomycota, Dothideomycetes, Botryosphaeriales, Aplosporellaceae.